This is a messenger RNA of Quercus lobata, 1586 nucleotides long. RefSeq lists its product as uncharacterized. Lineage: Eukaryota; Viridiplantae; Streptophyta; Magnoliopsida; Fagales; Fagaceae. Gene Ontology annotation, biological process: multicellular organism development. The coding region runs from base 451 to 1575 and encodes 374 amino acids. The record is from RefSeq and is a predicted model, not a curated record. The transcript is spliced from 4 exons.
AAACAGGUGGAACAUAUAUUUCGUCUUAAAAAUAAAGUCAAAAACAAUUACUGUUCGACCUCCUUAAGAAUAAUAAUAUUCAAUCUAACUGACUGACCACCAUCUCUCUUUCUCUCUCUCUCUCUCUCUCUGCUGCAACUAUUUCAUCUCCCACCACAAGCUUCCAAACAAAGAGAAUUAAUGGAAAGUGAGAUUUGCAAGGUUUAUUCUCCUCGUAGUUUUCUGAUAUGUCUACGAUGAAACAUCCAACAAAAACCCUUAUCUGGUUAAUGGGUAUCUCUCUCUUUUUCAAUUCCACAAUUCCAAAACAUUCUCAUGGCUCCAACACCACAUGUUACUACCACUUUCAAAUAUAAAACCCAUACUCCUCAAUCUUCAACCGAUGGCUUGCCCUGACUCCAACAACAAUCAAAGAAACUGCCGGUUUGGGUUCCUAGCUUCUUGUCGGAUAUGACCAUGGUUCCUGCUCAAAACCUCUCUAAAGAACAAUAUCAUCAAUAUCUUUACGGAGGUUAUGCUGGUUGUGGUGGCGGCGGUGGUGUUUAUAGAGAAAAUUUUGGUCUUAUGAACCGUGUAGAAGGUUAUGAAUAUUGUAGUACUGAAUCUUGCUUAGGAUCUGAUCUAGUGGUUGGUCAGAUGGCUGAUCAAGAUGAAUCAAGAACUAACAGUUUUAACGAAGCUGGGUCGAGCUCUAAGGAUAAUAUUCACGAAGAGAGAGAUGAAGGUUGGCUACAAUUGAGUAUAGGUGGUCACACUCAAACUCAAAGUACGGCCAUCCAUAACAACAACAACAACAACAACAACAACAACAAGCAUGAUGAUCAUGAUCACCAGGUAGACCCAACAGCGAGACGAGAUUCCGGAUUGAUCGAGCUUGAUCUAUUACCUGGUGGCGGUACUUCACAACAAGCAAGGCCAAUAGGCGCCCCUAUGUUUCAUGUGCCUCCAGAAUUUAGAGCUCCUCGUGCGGUUCCGAAUUACCCAAGUGCUGCCACUAGUUUUAGUACAUCUUCGUUGUUUUUUCAGCAUCCGGGAAGUAGUUCAAACUUUCCUCAUCAUGAGAUUAACUGGGCGUUUAGGCCAAUCUCGCAUAAUAUGGGGACUGUUUCUUCCUCUACAUCAUCAUCACCAUCAUAUUCUCCUUUGAUGCCAUUCGGAAACUACUUUCCACGGCCCUUUCAGUACCCGUCUGGAGUCGAUGUUGCCGGGCCAAGCUUAGACUUCAGAGUUAUUGAUCCUCCUCGGAGGCCGCUUUCGGGCAUUUGGUUUAUGCUACAAGCAUCCCAAAAUCAAGUAAAAGAGCCAUUUUUGCCUCAGAUACCAAAGAGUUACCUGAGAAUCAAGGACGGAAGGAUGCAAGUUCGAUUUUUGAUGAAGUAUUUGGUCAAUAAGCUGAGAAUGGAUAGCGAAUCAGAGAUAGAGAUAACAUGUAGAGGGCAACAGCUUCUACCUUUCUUGACGUUGCAGCAUGUAAGAGAUAACAUAUGGAGUACGAGGGACGCAGUGACGACUUUGCUUCCAGACUCCUCAACCACAGAUCAUGUCAUGGUGUUGCACUACGGUAGGAGUGCUUGAAAGAUUUAAAA